Dermacentor andersoni is the source of this 1210-nucleotide messenger RNA. RefSeq names its product post-GPI attachment to proteins factor 2-like. Gene Ontology annotation, biological process: GPI anchor biosynthetic process. Gene Ontology annotation, cellular component: Golgi membrane; endoplasmic reticulum membrane. NCBI's taxonomy places the organism in Eukaryota, Metazoa, Arthropoda, Arachnida, Ixodida, Ixodidae. The record is from RefSeq and is a predicted model, not a curated record.
GGAGGCGACGCGCGACGAGCAGAAGUGCAUCACACCCCUAUGGAGAUACCAAGGCACGGGUCUUAAGAUGAAAAAUGUCCUUCACUGGUAGCAGCUACCAUUGGCUGUGGCCGAAACUUCGAAGCUGGCAUGCAAGGCCUCCGAGAUGACCGCCGGCGGCGUCUCGGCAAUACGCGCGCAAUUUCUCGAGAGCGCGUGGCAUGAAGAUUCGAAGGUCGUGUGCCUGGUGCUGCCGCGACCUUUGUCCUACUGUCGUUUUUCUACGCUACAAGCGUCGCAGCGUCAACCCGCACCCGCCUCGCUGCGACGACCUCGGACGAAGAGCCCCGUCACUGGACAAUGGACGCGGUGGGCAUCCCCAUGGACGACGUCAUGCUCCGUUUCCGGAUGCACACCAUCGUGUACCUGUCCUUCGGCCUCCGCUUCUUCGGCCUCCUGCUGAGCUUUGCCGCGCCCAUUCUGCUCUGGGGCGCCACAGCGAGCACGAACUCUUGCGUAGUCUACGACCUGCUGCCCUCGGUGGACCUGGUGACGGGCGUGGCGCCGCAGCGCCACGUGUGGAGCCUGGCGCUGCUGCUGGACCUGAACCCGCGGCUCGUGCUCGCCUUCCUGCACUGGCACUACCUGGGCCGGCGCUCCGUGCUAGUGGCGGCCCCGGAGCGCUCGCUCUUCGCGCUGGUGACCCACGCGGGACUGGCGCUGCACGUGGCCGAGACGCUGUCGCUGAGCCUCGUCUCCGGACUGCGCAACUACCAGGAGUACCCAGCGCACGAGCGCAUCUACACCCACUUCGUUGUCUCCUCGCUGAUGUUCAUGCUGAGCGCGUGCCUGUCGCUGCGCAUGUGCCAGCAUGAGCAGGGGCACAAGGCACGUCGGUCGCUACGCCUCAAGCUGUGCCUGGUCACCUUGGCAGGGGCGGUGGCCGCGGCCAUGCUCGUGUACGUCAACGAGCACCGUGCCAACUGCUCCGGAAAAACAGCAGAAUCGUGGUUCCCGGUGUGCCAGUGGGUGUACGCCAUGUGCCACGUGGCCUUCCACUUGACGUUCGUCUACGACAUUCCGAACCGAGAGGUCAUCGUGGGCACGACCCGGCGGAGGGCACUGCGCAGGGACAGCCGACACGGCUGACGAAACACGCCUCUCUUCGCCCACCGACUUCGCCGUUUACUGUUUAUUUACAGACUUUACCAAUACAUGCUUUCUGUUUGUC